AUGUGGACUUCUUGCUGGAAUAUCUGUGUCAUUGCGCUGCUACUUCCUCUUGGUGUGAUAGCAUCGCCAAUCCCUAAACGAUCCCUUCAAACUCCGACCGAUUUCGAAGUCAUUAUUAUUGGAGGCGGCCCUGCGGGACUGAGUGCCUUGAGCGGUCUCGCUCGCGUGCGAAGAACAGCCCUGCUCAUCGAUUCAGGUGAAUAUCGCAAUGGUGCAACCCGACAUGCACACGAUAUCAUCGGCAGUGAUGGUGUCACACCAGCAUACUUCCGAGCCGCAGCACGCGACCAAAUCUCCUUAUACCCGACUGUUUCCAUGCAAAAUGGCACCAUAGUUGACAUACAGAAGAUCAACGACACGAGCUUCAUGGUGACCGAUGCUACUGGGAAAGCAUACACGAGCCAGAAAAUCGUGCUCGCCACUGGGAUCAAAGACCUCGUCCCUACAACACCAGGCUUGCCGGAGAACUGGUCCAAAGGCAUCUACUGGUGUCCAUGGUGCGAUGGAUACGAGCAUCGUGACCAACCAAUGGGCCUGCUUUCAACCAUAGAUCAGAUUCCUGGUAUGGUGGAAGAGAUUUCGACCUUGAACAAUGAUCUCAUCGCUUUCGUCAAUGGAUCUAUGACUCCAGCGGUUCUGCAGGCCUUGGGCGCCAAACAGCCCGACUGGGAGCAAAUGCUCGCAACAUAUAACGUGCAGGUAGAUAAUCGGACAAUCACCGCCAUCGAGCGUACACAGGAUGGUGCGGUGGUGGCUUCCGCCGUUGACAAGGCCGAAUACGACAAAUUCAUUAUCCACCUAGACGACGGCACGGCCGUGGAGCGAGGGGUGUUCUUCACUUCUUUCCCACACACCCAGCGAUCGGGCCUCGGCGCAGCCCUUGGGGUUACGAUAGUCGAUGGAAAAUUGUUUUCCAACUUCACAACGGGGAUGCGCACGAACCUUCCCGGCGUAUAUGCCGUUGGCGAUGCCAAUUCGGAUGGCAGUACGAAUGUGCCGCAUGCUAUGUGGAGUGGGAAGCGCGCUGCGGUGGAUAUACAUAGUGAGUUCUUUUCCAAUGCCGGGAGCCUACGGCGCCCUGUCAGGAUCUACGGGUGGUGA
Messenger RNA from Exophiala bonariae, 1101 nucleotides. RefSeq lists its product as uncharacterized. The coding region runs from base 1 to 1101 and encodes 366 amino acids. The transcript has 2 exons. NCBI's taxonomy places the organism in Eukaryota, Fungi, Ascomycota, Eurotiomycetes, Chaetothyriales, Herpotrichiellaceae. Gene Ontology annotation, biological process: cell redox homeostasis. The record is from RefSeq and is a predicted model, not a curated record. Gene Ontology annotation, molecular function: thioredoxin-disulfide reductase (NADPH) activity.